Spodoptera littoralis (African cotton leafworm) is the source of this 6459-nucleotide messenger RNA. The record is from the annotation of a GenBank genome assembly. NCBI's taxonomy places the organism in Eukaryota, Metazoa, Arthropoda, Insecta, Lepidoptera, Noctuidae.
AUGUUGGGUUCGAACAGUGUGCAUUCAUAUGAGCAGAAAAAUGAAAAUUGUUUUUCUUACGAGCGGGAUGAGCCACGUAGCGAGCACGUUAGAGAGUUAAGCUUUACUGUCAAUAAGAAAAAAUACAAACAAAUAAAAACGAAUGCACAACCAGGUUUAAUUUACCGAUCUUCAAUAUCAUACAAGUUUAAGAAACGAAAAGUCAAGCGACGUUAUUUCAGCCAGCUUAAAAUAAAGAAGUGUGAAACACCUGAUAAAAGUAGCCAUGCAGUGGACAAGCAAAACAAAUACAAAACCAAUCUUUUCCUAUCAAAGUAUAUUGUUAAUAUGGUUUUUGAGCGUCCAUUUAACACAGCUCCAAGCCCAUUCAACCGUUUAAACCAAAGCGCAUGCAAAAUUUACAGAUGUCAAGUGAUUGGUCCUGAUGACACAUGCUGUUGUUCUUGUAAUUCUGACGCUAUAUUUGAAGUCAUGAAAGGCUUGUAUAAUUGUUACAAAAAGAAAAAUUGCUUGAAUUGUAAUUGUAUACUUUGUGGUGAUCAAAAGUUGCAAGGAGAAAUAAAAAUGAAGAAUGAAAGAACGUCUGAAAAAUUCGCCGGCUUAUUGACAGUGCCAAAAAGAAAAUCUCAAGCCAAAAGAGAAAGUAAAGAAUCAGCUAAGCAUGUUGCUCCUGUUCUUGAAGGCCAAAUGCAAUCAAAAAUAAAGUUAACUGUAAAGCCUCAAGGCGACCUUCGGCUACCUGUUGAAUCUACAACAAAGGCUAUUCCACAUUUAGAUCAAAUAACUCCGCCAAAAGAAGAAUUAAUUCAGAAAAAUGAAGAACCCAAAACAACGCAAGGCAACGUAACGCAACAAGAUGUUAAAUUAGAGGAAGCUUUAACACCAUCACAAAGAAAAAUUCUAAAACAAAAAGAAAAACUUUUAAGAAACCUAGUAAAGAACGGGUUACCCUUACCAAUAGGUAGAACACCUUCUGAAAAAAAAUUAAUCGAUAUAGUUCGUGUACAAUUAGGUCUUCCACAAGAAAACGAAACCUUACGUGAAUCUGAAGAGAAACCCCCUCCAAAAGCUAGUGUCAUAACGCUAUUGGAAGGGAAGCCACUAAAUAAGGGUGUGAUAGAUGCAGGAAAACCGAUUCCGGAAGGUGCGACUUUAUUAAAAAAGGAUCAAAUAAAUAAAAUGAUAGACGAUUCAGUAUCAAAACAUAAAUUAAUGAUAGACAAAGUGAGACACAGAAAAUCAUCUGGAUUAUUAACACCACUAAAAGGCAAAACCAUUGAACAGAAAGAAAAGAUAUUGAUAGACUUAGUUAAAGCUGGUCUUCCGUUACCAGAACCUAAAACAGCGUCCGAAAAAUAUUUAGUUGACAGAAUUCAAAAUAAAGUAGGCUUGGCACCUCGACGAAAUAUAUCUUCUGUGAGUAUAGCUUUGGAGAAUAUGACUCCAGCAGAAAAAGAAAUAAUAUUGAAACGAUUAAAAGAUGCAGGAUUACCCCUCCCAGAACCCGAAAGAAAGUCAAAAGAUGCAAACAUAUUGACACCAUUGGAAGGAAAACAACAGGUCCAGGAGCAUAAAAAAUCAAAAGAUGAAGACAUAUUGACACCAUUGGAAGGUUUAUCAAAGGCCGAGAAACAUAAAAUAGUAAAAAGAUUAGCUGAAGAUGGAGUAACCCUACCAGAAGGCAAUACGAUUUCUGAAAGGUCUUUGAUUCGCAACGUUAAGGCAGAACUGGGAAUGGCCCCAACAAAGAAGCGUAGAGAUCAUAAGUCAGUUAUCCUAAAAGCAAAAGCUGAAGGGCUUUUCUCACCAAUAAGUGAUAAACCACAUGAGGAGAAAGUAAGAAUAAUAAGAGGCCUCGCUGAAGCUGAAUUACCUGUACCUAAAGGUAAAACGCCGUCUGAAAAAGAUUUAAUAAAAAGAAUUAAGGAUGAAUUCCAUUGGCUAACUAAUGCAAUGCAUUACAAGACGAAGAAAGAAUCAAAAAAAAUUGAGGAAAUAAAGAAACCGCGAAUGAACAUAACUCAAAAUUAUCAAGCCGUUAUCAAGACAGCAACUUGUGAACGUGGCUGCGGUUGUAACAAAAGAAAUAUCAAAUUUAAAAAUAGACGCACUAAAUUUAGAGUGGCCUUUGCAGAUAUACCGACUUCCUGCGAUCGUCCUUUAGAUUGUAUCCCAGGCGGUAAAAGGGGGUACUUUGUUGACAAUAAGGGAAUUAAAAUUAUUGUUGGUAGUGCUGUAGGUGCCCCAUCGAUGUUUAGAGGAUACACCAAUCGGAUGAUACAGGAUGGAUUGGCUCCUAAAACGCACAGUAGCAACAUAGACAGAGUCUAUUCAAAAUAUUUUAAUAUCUCCAAAAAUAUUCGCAACAUUGAUAAUUAUUCACAUAAUUAUUCUGGAAAUGGAAGUAGAAAUAUUUUUUGGCAAACUAGUAAAAAACCGUGUAACAGGCGUGCAAAGAAAUGCGUUGGUCCAAAAGCAAAUAUAAAGCGUCUUCAAAAAACAGCUCAGAUUUGCAGAUAUCUUAGAAACUUGAAAUCUAAAUCAACAGCAGGCAGUUCUGUGUCCAUUUUAAUGAUAAAUAGUGAGGCUUCCUUAAGUUUAGACACAAGUAGCAGUAACAGCAUGGACACGACUGUGAUGUCAGAUUGGAGUAGUGACAUCACUUCUCAUUCUAAGCAUUGUUCCGACACCCAUUCCUCCGACCAACUUUUAAGCAUUAGCUCAGUGGAUGGAUCCACCAGCGAAGAGUUGAUCGAUCAAAGUGUCAUUAUUGGCGAUCCCAAAAGAAAAAUGAAUAUUCGAACAAUAAAUCCACAACUAGAAUAUGCUGUCUUUCGAUUGGCUGAAGAAAAACGUAAUUUUGUCGCUAAGACUCCUACAAAGAAAAGGCGAAGUGCAGUAACAGGAAAUAUUGUUCUAUUUAACCGCUUUUCAAGAAAAUUCGAUAUAUCAAAGCUAUUAGACAAAAUACUUGCAAGGAAACGUUUCACUCAGGCAUCUUCACUGUUCGUAGUAGUACCAACAUCUGAUGAAGAGGAAGAAUCCAAUAAAGUUAUCGAAUCCACAAGCAUUUGUUCAGUUGAAACACCAGUGGUAGCGAAUUCUGACACGAUGACGGCGAUCUCCUCCGUGCACGGGCCCCAGGUGCAGUGUGGAAACGGAAAGAAGUUUUACAUGCAAGAAGUAUUGUCGGCAACAAGAGAUACAGAAAAAGCUGUACAGAAAGAUUCUUUACGUGUUUUAAAAUAUGUUAACAUGGAUAUGAAAAAUAAAUAUUGUCAAUUUGUGAGAACUGAUGACAAUCGUGGAGGGUAUUUAGCGAGUGUGAGAGGCGUCGCAGUGGACACGACACUGGACAGGCCAUGCUGCUGUCUCCCUAAGAUCUCUUCCACUACUUACGUCAUAGAAAGUGCCACCUCAAGAAAUUGUUAUGUUGCCAAUGUAUCAAGACAAGUCACGCCACUGUUACUGAAAGAUAGAAGACCCAAAUGGUGUCGUUUUACUAAGUCGAGUAACGCACCUAAGACCAAACCCCCAAUACUUGUGCCUUGUAUUUCAAGUCAUUCGCGGUCCGGCACGACCCAUAGGCAUAAACGCAAGCAUCGCCUUAGAUCGUCAUCAGUUUCCAUAAAUGAAAGUCUAAAUAAAUACAAUUAUAUACCCGCGCCUUGUGAAUGCAAUUCAAAUGGUUUUGAUUUGAGUUCUUAUCAAACCGCAAAAGUAACUGUAAAUGGUAAUUACAGCGGUAGUUUGGAUAGUAUGCGCGGGAGAAGAUCUAUAAAUCGAAGUUCCAUUCGUGUGGGUGGGGGACAGACUUCCAGCAGCAGUACAAGUGAUGAGAGGAACCAGAGACACAAUAGAACUACGAAGCGGAGGCCCAGUGUUACCAUUAAAGAAGGCGCGAAUAGAAGUAGUUACCACAUUAACAGUGGAGGUUCAAAUAAAUCUGGGAUAAACAAAACUAAAAAAAAGUCCGAGAGUGGUGUGAGCAAAGCGGAGAGAAAAAGUAGUUUAAAAAAGAAUACAAGCGGCAGUUUGAGUAAAAUACGUAAAAAAGAUAACGAGUGCUCGAGUUCCAGUACGAGUGGAGAAUCCUCAGGAGGGUCUGCAAACUCGUGUGCUAGUCAAGAAACUCGUGAAACAGUAGACGCAUGUUUUGGUACAGCCAGCAUAUCGGAUUUGCGGCCGUGUCCCGUGCUUGAGUGCCCCCCAAGAACACGUUGUAAAUGUAAAACGGAGCGUGUCAAGUGUAAAUGCUUGCCUAACUGUCAAUGUGGGAUUUUUCCUUACAAAUGUGAGAAAGAAAAACGAAAAUGUGGUUGUGAAGUGAUAAAAGGAAAAAGUUGUGCCUGUGUCGAGCACUACGUGUACGGAGGUCCACGGCCAGGACCAACCUCAUGGACACGCUCUAGGGGAAUGGUCACGGAUUUUAGAGGCCCAGCAAUUUUACACGCGCGUAAAGUUUGUGAGUAUAAGAGAGUCCUAUGUGAAGAGGAUAUUGAGGCAUGCGAAUGUCCUAAAAUAGUAUGCGAGACAAACAAUUUCUAUGCAACUUGUCCCUGCGGUGAACAUACAAAUGUCAUAUCACACCCCAGUGAAGGGCCAAAACCAUCGACUAAAACCGUUGGUGCUUUGACGGAUGUGAUGGGUUCAGAUAUAUUUCGUCUCGAACUAAGAUUUUGUCCCGUGGAGCCGACAAUCAAUCCGAAGCAAAAAAAGAAAUGCAAGAUAUUAAAAGGUUGCGUGUGCCAAGAUUUACAUGAUAAAGGUGUGAUACCAAACACACCGCCAUGUAACGAAGAUUGUACACGUAUGCCGAAACCAGAAAAGAAAAAAAUAUGUAUUAAUAAAUUAAAAAAUACGGAUCCUUGUACGGCAAUUGAAAAACUAAAAGACGUAAAACAGGAUCCGAAAAAGAAUGUGCUCUGUCAAACUGAUCCUCCUAAGAAGUCAGGGAUGUCAAAUUUCUUUUCACACAUAGGAAAAAAAUGUCAUUUGAAGAAAUACCCUCCAUGUUCUUCAUAUGAAAACGUAUCUCAAUCGAAGAUAAACUCUCCAUGUUCUUCAGAGGACAACGCAUCUCAUUCGAAGAAAAAGCCUCCAGAUCCUUCAAAGGACAACGUACCUCAUUCGAAGAAAAAGCCUCCAUGUCCUUCAAAGGACAACGUAUCUCAUUCCAAGAAAAAGCCUCCAUGUCCUUCAAAGGACAACGUAAUAGCGGUUGCAGGUUCAAACGAUAGUAUUGUUGCAGUUGUAAAAGAUAGCGGUACUUGUAUUUCCAAUAUUCCUGAACCAUAUGUUCCUGUAAGAAAAAAUGUAAUAAUGUGUAAAUGCAAGCCAUUUUGUAAAUGUGUUGAGUGCACAUCGAAAAACCCGAGAAAGCCAAAAUACUAUGAAGACGAUUAUACUCGCCCAUGCGCAAUACCGGUACCGAAAAAGCCGUGUGAAUGCAAACCAUAUUGUCGAUGCCUAUCGUGCACAUUGUUGCCAAAGUGCAAACAUCCAAAAACAGAUUGUGGAUGUAAAAAAAUGGGUUCACACUCAAAGACGCGUGUCACGUGUAAAUGCAUGCCGAACUGUGAGUGUGGGAUUAUUACAAAAGCUCAAAGAAUUAGUUGUGAGUGUAAAGAAAAACCUGUAUCGUGUGAAUGUAUACAAUGUCUCUGUAGGAAAGGUUCGAAAAAGAAAUCUGUGACGUUGAUUGACCCGAAGGAUUGCCGGCUCACAUGCGCUUUAGACGAACCGGAACCUGAACCAGAACCAGAACCAGAGCCUGAACCAGAACCUGAGCCGGAACCAGUUCAGUUUAUUGAACUUCCAGCUGAAUUUCUUCCCGAAGGUCAAGUUUACGAAACAGUCGGCCCUAGUUGUGCUUGGAUAAAAGACACCGAGGCCAUUUUGAAAAUUAGAUCAGAGUUGACUAUGACAAGUUCAGGGUUCAAAGCAUUUAAAACUAAACGAUUGCCACAGAUACCACCGGAACCAGAAGUAGAAAUGGAUUUUGCUCAAGCAAUCAGGUAUUUUGCUAGCUUGAAUCCAGUAAGAUUCCGGGAGUUGAUAAUACAGGAACGCUACCGGAUGGCACUAGAAGAAAAACAAAGAUUAGAUUAUAUGGAAGAAAUGAAGCUGGAAGCAGAAAGAGUAAAGCUAGAAGCGGAAAAGCGGAGGCUUAGUGUAUUAAAGAGGAAAGAGCAUGACGACAAAAUUAUGAGAUAUAUAGAGGGUAUAGUAGGAGAAAAAAUCUUUAAAGUAAUAAAAUAUUUGAAGGAUUCGUUUUUUACGGAAGAAGAAUUAGAGAAUCUGCAGGAUGUCAUUCCAUUGGGAGAUGCUACCUACUCGGAAAUGGGGGCAGAAGCAGACCUAGACCCAGCAUAUUGGUACCCUGAAGAAGGAUUUAAGUUAACAAUUGGCUAUAAUGGUGGUGCAACACCGGGUAAUCCGAAUCCUAAUUGUACUUGA